This is a messenger RNA of Manihot esculenta (cassava), 567 nucleotides long. RefSeq names its product stigma-specific STIG1-like protein 1. The coding region runs from base 1 to 567 and encodes 188 amino acids. NCBI's taxonomy places the organism in Eukaryota, Viridiplantae, Streptophyta, Magnoliopsida, Malpighiales, Euphorbiaceae. The transcript has a single exon. The record is from RefSeq and is a predicted model, not a curated record.
AUGCCAUUGCCAAACUCUCUAUAUAAAGAUUUAUCUCUUCACGACAGUUCUCGCCAUCACCCGCAAGCUCUCUCUAUUUCUCAACACUCAGCCUCUCAUCUCUCGCACAAUAUGAAGCUGUUACUGAAGGCCUUCUUUAUUAUUGUAGUUGCUGUCAUGGCUCUAGCCAUUAGUGCUGCUGCAUUAACACUCGAAGAAGAGCAAGAUCAAGAAGGUGCUGACAUGGAUUAUGGAGACGAAACAUCUGAAUUUAGUGCAGAACAUAGAUUUGGUCGUAUUCUUAUUCAAAGGAAAAGAAAAGCACGUGCUCGCAUGAGUUGUAAAAAAUUCCCUAGGAUUGGCCAUGCAAAGGGAAGUCCAGGGCCUUAUUGUUGCAAGAAGAAGUGUGUGAAUGUUUUAAGGGAUCGCUUUAACUGUGGAGCCUGUGGGAAGAAAUGCAAAUACAAUCAGAUAUGUUGCAAUGGGAAAUGUGUUAACCCUUCUUUUAAUAGAAGACACUGUGGGGGUUGCAACAACAAAUGUAAAAAUGGAAGCUUUUGUGCUUUUGGUCUUUGCAAUUAUGCUUAA